Molecule: messenger RNA, 1374 nt
Organism: Symbiodinium natans
Lineage: Eukaryota; Dinophyceae; Suessiales; Symbiodiniaceae
Source: the annotation of a GenBank genome assembly
AUGCAGAUUAAGGUGGCCUUGCUAAGCGGCAAAGUAGCCACUCUGCAGCUGCCGGCAGAGUCACAGAUCCUCGAGCUGAGUUCGAAAGCGCAGGAGCAGCUUCACGUUACUAUCAAGGACCUGGUGACAGCCCAAGGCCAGCUCCUUGACAGGUUCCAGACGUUGGAUGAGGCGGGGCUGGAGGAUGGAGACACCGUCUCUGCCACUGUUCGCAGGGCAACCCUGGUCUCGAAGAUGGGCGCUGCUGCCUUUGCUCUGUUGAGAGAUGAUGGUUCGGUUGUGACCUGGGGUGAUCCCUCGUCAGGCGGUCGUAGCACGGCUGUGAAGGAGCAAUUGCAGGACAUUCAUGAUGUUGUGGCCUCCGAUGGGGCAUUUGCUGCCGUCCGGACAGAUGGCAGGGUAGUAACCUGGGGGGAUCCAGACUUUGGUGGUGACAGUAAGGAUGUCCAACAGCAUCUGACAAGAGUAGUUAAAGUUGUGGCUUCGACAUAUGCCUUUGCGGCAAUUCGUUCUGAUGGGAGUGUGGUGACUUGGGGGGUGAGUUACCCAGGCGGAGACAGUCGUGCCGUUCAGGCACAACUGAGACACGUACGGCACAUCGUGGCUUCAAGUUAUUCCUUUGCAGCAGUCCGGGCUGACGGAACGGUGGUGACCUGGGGAUCUAAAGCACCCGACAUAAAGUGCGAAGAUCGACAAGCUCAGCUGCAAGAUGUUCAAGACAUCGUGGCGUCACACAACGCGUUUGCUGCACUCCGGUCCGAUGGGAAGGUGGUCAUUUGGGGUGACUAUCGCUUUGGCGCCCACGACGAUAUGCAGAACGCGCUCACGGGCGUAACCCAGAUAGCUGCCUCUCAGAGGGCUUUUGCUGCGACACGCGUAGAUGGCAGUGUCAUCACUUGGGGAGUCGCUGAGUAUGGAGGAGACAGCAGCUCGGUGCAGGAACAGCUGAAGGAUGUGAAGAAGGUCGUUGGCUCACAAUAUGCUUUCGCUGCCAUCUUGGGAGAUGGGAAAGUCGUAACCUGGGGCCAACCUGGCUCUGGUGGAGACAGCACAUCAGUUCAACCUCAGCUGCGGGAGGUGCUACAUGUCACGGCUGCACGCAAGGCCUUUGCCGCGCUGCGUGCUGAUGGUUCGGUCGUAUCUUGGGGGCACUGGGAAUCUGGUGGGCUCCAGGAAGAUUCGUUAACCGACGUGGUGGAAAUUGCAGCUUCAAGCAACGCAUUUGCCGCUCUGCGUGUUGACGGCACAGUGGUCACCUGGGGCUCUGCAAGCUUCGGCGGUGACAGCAGCGCUGUGCAGGACGAGUUCAAUGAGCUUAAUGCCCCAAAGGUCCGCCGGGCUUACACAUUCAAGCGGAAGUUCUCCGAUAUGUAG